UUGACCUCUGGGAUCAGAUCACAUGUUCACAUGACAAAAUUGAAAACAAAAUACAGAUGAAAUCUGCAGUACGUUACUUGCAGUAGCUGAUUAUAGGAAGAAGAACUGAACAGUUGCAAUCAACCAAUCAAGUGUAAGUGAAGUAUAUAUGGGUCUUAGAGGAGGAGAAGAUGAAGAAGGAGCAUCAUCAUCAAGAGCUCUCCUGACUCACUCUGACACUUCAACUCCCCACAAAUUCUCUUCUUCCUCCCUUCUUUUCCCAAUCACCUCCAUAUCUCUCGUAAUAGCCCUUGCCCUUGCCUUUAUCUUCUUCUCUUCCCCCUCAUCAUCACCACCACCACCACCUCCACCAACAUCACCACCAUCACCAUCACCACCACCACCACCACCACCUCCACCAUCACCAUCACCAUCACCACCACCAUCACCACUACCACCACCACCAUCACCACCACCACCAUCACCAUCACCAUCACCACCACCACCAUCACCAUCACCAUCACCAUCACCACCACCACCACAUUCACCACCACCACCACCACCAUCACCACCCACCGCUCGUCCCCUCACCAAGCUCCACCACCCCGUCGUCAUCCUUAUAUCCUUAAGCGGCUUCCGUUUCGGCUACCAGUUCAAGACCAUCACACCCAACAUCCAACGCCUCAUCCGAAACGGCACGGAGGCUGAAGCCGGCUUGAUCCCCGUUUUCCCCACUCUCACCUUCCCCAACCACUACUCUAUCGCCACGGGACUCUACCCUCCUUACCACGGCAUCAUCAACAACAAAUUCGUUGACCCCGCCACCGGUGACAAGUUCACCACCGCAAGUCGUGAGCUGAAAUGGUGGCUCGGCCGCCCCUUGUGGGAGACUGUGACUGCCAACGGAUUCAAAGCCGCUACCUAUUUUUGGCCUGGUUCUGAGGUAAUCAAAGGUUCAUGGACUUGCCCUUCGCGUUACUGUAAGCACUAUAACAACUUUGUUCCCUUUGAAGAUAGAGUGGACACUGUUUUGGGGUAUUUUGAUCUUCCCCCUGAUGAAAUGCCUGUGUUCAUGACAAUUUAUGUUGAGGAUCUUGACCAGCAGGGUCAUAAAUUUGGGCCUGAUGAUGAUGAAAUCACUCAGGCUGUUGCUAGGAUUGAUAGCUUAAUUGGGAGAUUGAUUAAGGGGUUGGAGGACAGAGAUGUUUUUGAGGAUGUAACUAUUAUUUUGGUGGGUGAUCAUGGAAUGGUUGGUACAUGUGAUCAAAAGCUGAUAUUUUUAGAUGAUUUAGGAAUUCCAGCACAUUGGGUCCAAUCAUAUUCUCCUUUACUUGCAAUUCGCCCAUCUCAUACUCAUGCACCUGCUCAUGUUGUGGACAAGAUGAAUCAAAGGUUGAGCUCAGGGAGGGUUGAAAAUGGGGGGAAGUUGAAGGUGUAUCUGAAGGAAGAUCUUCCUGAGAGACUUCAUUAUGCAGCAAGUGAUCGGAUUGCACCGAUAAUUGGGUUGGUUCAUGAAGGUUUUAAGGUGGAGCAGAGCAGAACACUUAAAAAAGAGUGUGGUGGUGCUCAUGGUUAUGACAAUGAUUUUUUCUCCAUGAGGACUAUUUUCAUUGGACAUGGCCCUCAAUUUGCAAAGGGGAGGAAGAUACCAUCAUUUGAGAAUAUUCAGAUUUAUAAUUUGAUUACUUCUAUCCUGAACAUAACAGGCGUAUAUAAUAAUGGGUCUGCCACAUUUCCAGAAUCUAUUCUUCUACCCCCUGCAUAAGACUAUUUAUUGGAUGGCUAAGCUACAUAAGAUGUUGUAGAACAAAUAGGUGUUGUAUACACCUGAUUCUUCUAUGGUUGAACUACUUCCACUUUAA
This is a messenger RNA of Lotus japonicus, 1841 nucleotides long. RefSeq lists its product as uncharacterized. Gene Ontology annotation, cellular component: vacuole. The transcript has a single exon. NCBI's taxonomy places the organism in Eukaryota, Viridiplantae, Streptophyta, Magnoliopsida, Fabales, Fabaceae. The record is from RefSeq and is a predicted model, not a curated record. The coding region runs from base 149 to 1744 and encodes 531 amino acids.